AUGCAAGCCGCGCUGCUACGGGAGAAUCCCCACAUCUUUCGAAACAGCUUCCUGAAACUAUAUGGGUGCAUCUUUGUCGGAUACCUCUGCUCAGCUACAAAUGGAUUUGAUUCCAAUACCUUUGGCGGCCUUUCAGCCAUCCCUCAAUUUACCAGGUAUUUCGGCAUCACCACUCAGAACCAAGGCCUUGUCGCGGCACUUUAUGUGAUUGGAAACAUAGCUGGCAGUUUUGUCGCUGGUCCUUGCUCGGAUACAUAUGGUCGCCGAGUAGGCAUGGCCGUUGGAUCGGCCAUUUGUGUUAUCGGCGCUGUCCUGCAAACUGCGAGCACAACCCUCUCUAUGCUGAUGGGAGGCCGCUUUAUUUUGGGCAUGGGAGCUGUACUCGUCCAAACUGCUGGCCCCAGUUAUGUUGUCGAGAUGUCAUAUCCCAAAUAUCGUGCCCAGCUUACCGGUGCUUACCAGGCUUGCUUCUUCCUUGGUACCAUUGUAUCGACCUGGCUAGAAUUUGGGUUGAAUCAUGCGAAAACAACCCUGUCGUAUCCAUGGAGACUUCCCCUUGCAAUUCAAGGCCUGCCAUCCGUUAUGAUCCUGUGUGCUGUCUGGUUCAUUCCCGAGAGCCCACGAUGGUGUGUACAACAUGGGCGUGUCGACGAAGCAAAAGCCAUCCUGAUCAAGUACCAUGGAGAUGGAGACCCAGACGCACUCGUCGCAAACCUCGAGCUGCAAGAAAUGAUUGAGGUCAUUCAAAUGGACGGGUCCGAUAAGCGAUGGUGGGACUAUAGAUGCUUGUUUGACACAAGAGCGGCGCGGUAUCGAACCUUUCUCGUUCUUUGCAUUGCUUGGUUUGGGGAACUCGAUUUGCCUCCGACAAGCUAUUAUUUCCCCUUGAUGGUCAAGACGGUUGGUAUCACGGAUGUUAAUACGCAGUUGCUUCUGAACGCGAUACAAACCCCAGUCAUGGCAGUUUCUGCGCUCUGUGGGCUCAGUGUGGUACACAAAUUUGGUCGCCGCAAGCUACUAAUGUUCUCCAGUGCUGGGAUGUCGGUAUCCAUCGCCAUCAUCACAGCAUGCACUGCACUCCAGGCUGGACGACCCGCGGUUGGGGGAACUGGCAUCGCUUUUCUUUACAUCUUCCUAAUUGUUUUUGCUUUCGCUUGGACUCCGAUGCAAUCACUCUACCCUGUCGAGGUGCUCUCAUUCAAUUCCCGAGCAAAGGGCAUGGCGUUUCUAGCAUUCAUGAACAAUGCUGUAAAGGUCAUGAACACUUAUGUGCCGCCGAUUGCCAUUGCCAACUCUGGCUGGAAAUAUUAUUUCCUUUAUGUCUUUUGGGACGCGUUUGGUGUCAUUGUUAUCUACUUCUUUUUCGUUGAAACCAGGGAUUGGAGCUUGGAGGAAAUCGAGGACCUGUUCCAGGCGAAGAAUCCUGUCAAGGCAAGUCUUGAGAAGAAGAGAAUAAGCGUCGCGUAUGACGGCACUAUUGCGCAUGUGCCAGAUGGUAGGGACGAUGUUUGA
This is a messenger RNA of Trichoderma reesei QM6a, 1512 nucleotides long. RefSeq lists its product as uncharacterized. Gene Ontology annotation, cellular component: membrane. Gene Ontology annotation, biological process: carbohydrate transport; transmembrane transport. The record is from RefSeq and is a predicted model, not a curated record. Gene Ontology annotation, molecular function: carbohydrate:proton symporter activity. Bases 1 to 1512 code for a protein of 503 amino acids. Lineage: Eukaryota; Fungi; Ascomycota; Sordariomycetes; Hypocreales; Hypocreaceae. The transcript is spliced from 5 exons.